Tachyglossus aculeatus (Australian echidna) is the source of this 462-nucleotide messenger RNA. It is a transcript of the gene MYL5, whose product is annotated as myosin light chain 5. The record is from RefSeq and is a predicted model, not a curated record. Gene Ontology annotation, cellular component: cytoplasm. The transcript is spliced from 5 exons. Gene Ontology annotation, molecular function: calcium ion binding. Lineage: Eukaryota; Metazoa; Chordata; Mammalia; Monotremata; Tachyglossidae. Bases 66 to 302 code for a protein of 78 amino acids.
AGGCGGUUGGAGCCGUUGAGACGGUUCGGGGAGACGGUUGGGAUGCGGUUGCUGCCGUUCGUACCAUGCGGCUCUUCGGGGGGUUGCGGUUUCCCCAAGUCCCGGUCCGGACGGCCAGUAAAAAGACCAAGAAGAAGGAAGGAGAUAUUUUGCGAGCCCAGAAAGCUUCAUCCAGUGUUUUCUCCAACUUUGAGCAGACACAGAUUCAAGAAUUCAAGGAAGCUUUCACAUUAAUGGACCAGAACAGAGAUGGAAUCAUUGAUAAGGAAGACUUGAAAGACACUUAUGCCUCUCUGGUAUAAAGCGUUUGCUGAUGUCACAAGCAGACAAGAUGACGGCUGAAGAGGUAGACCAGAUGUUCCAGUUUGCACCUAUCGAUGUUGCCGGCAAUUUGGAUUACAAGGCUUUAAGAUACACUAUUAUACAUGGGGAGGAAAAGGAAGAAUAAACAGGAUCCUUUGG